Antechinus flavipes (yellow-footed antechinus) is the source of this 734-nucleotide messenger RNA. RefSeq names its product mitochondrial ribosomal protein L34 (gene MRPL34). Gene Ontology annotation, cellular component: mitochondrial large ribosomal subunit; ribosome. The record is from RefSeq and is a predicted model, not a curated record. NCBI's taxonomy places the organism in Eukaryota, Metazoa, Chordata, Mammalia, Dasyuromorphia, Dasyuridae. Gene Ontology annotation, biological process: translation. Gene Ontology annotation, molecular function: structural constituent of ribosome. The coding region runs from base 16 to 480 and encodes 154 amino acids. The transcript is spliced from 2 exons.
UUGUCCGCCCCGAGUAUGACGCGCCUGCUCCUACGGAAGGCAGCGAUUGGCGGGGAGAAGCCAAUAGGAGAAGGUGUUGCUUCAAGCUUAGUGAGGUCUACGGCCAGGAGGAGAGGACUGAGGAUGAACUUUGUGCUGCGUACCCUUGGCCAGUGCCGGGGCCUCGCGGGGUCCUGGGGUGGGAUCGCCCCUCAUGCUGCUCCCAGACCGUUCCUACCAUGGCUGCCCCAGCUCAGGACUAUCAGCCUCCUCACUCGAAUCUCUGCUGAUCCCUGUGGCAGCUUCCAUGUGGCACAGCCUAGGUCCCUGGCUCCUUGGGGCUAUCAACAGGUGCGCUCUAAGGCCCGGGGCAACGAAUACCAGCCCAGCAACAUCAAGCGGAAGCGGAAACAUGGUUGGAUUCGGAGACUCAGCACUCCUGGUGGAAUUAAGGUGAUCUUGCGGCGGAUGCUGAAGGGUCGGAAGUCCUUGAGCCACUGAGGCCUAAGCAGGCUCUCCCCGGGAGCCAGAAUGAGCAGCGCCCAAGGACUGCAUUAGCCAGACGAGAUGGACAGGGACACCUCUAAGACAAAGCUUGAGCUCCUGACUGCCAGCCAGGACGAUGGCUACCCUUACUUGGUAUGUUAAUACCAUGGGACUUUUUCAGCAAAAUCUUUGAGUUUAGAAGACUGAAAUUCUUCCUGUGAUGUCAGAGAAUUGACUAAAUGCAGAACUAUUAAAGCAGUUAAACCCUG